UAGUGGGAAGGAGUCCGAAAGGGGCUCACUGGGUUCCUGACCAAGUCCGACGUAGAUCCGGGAGACGCGCGCUCUCUGAACGGUGAGGGAACGCUAAUCGGCGGCGAGAAAGAGGCCCCACGGGGAAAGAAUGAAGUUCUGCAAUCGGAAGCGUCUUCCGUGAGGCGUGGCUUCCGGAAGUGUGGCGAACCCUCAGCAGCACCCGGAAGUGUGAUGCUGCUGCUGCUCCGGGAAGUGUCGGUGUCCGGCGGSGGAGAUUCAGGGUUGAAACAGGGAUGUGCAGAUGGAGGCCGGAGGGGACACUGCUGCCCCAUCCCCCGGGGCCGAGGAAGGCUUGGAGGACCUGCCGUUCCCCAGUGAAGAGACUGGAGACAGUGGAGGGAUUCACAAGGCUGUGCCCGAUCCCGGAGACGACGGGGACCUGGAGGAAACAGGAUCCAAGGCCGAGGACCAGUCACCCAGCCUCCUGUCACAACUGCCCCAGUCAGAGGCCCCAUCCAGUACCAGUGAGCACUGGAGUCCUGCAGCCUCCGACAGUAGUCCCAUUCAUGGCCCGGAGAGUGACUCCAGUGGCGGGGACCCCAGUGGCGGGGACCCCAGUGACGAGGACUGGCGCAGCCAGCGGAAGCAUGUGUUUGUGCUGAGUGAGGCUGGCAAGCCCAUCUACUCACGGUACGGUAGUGUGGAGGCGCUGUCGGCUACAAUGGGCGUGAUGACAGCCCUCGUGUCCUUCGUGCAGAGUGCUGGAGAUUCCAUCCGCGCCAUCUAUGCUGAGGACCACAAGCUGGUGUUCCUACAGCAGGGCCCGCUGCUGCUGGUGGCCGUGUCCAGGACUCCUCAGUCAGCAGCGCAGCUGCGGAGGGAGCUCCUGGCUGUGCACGCCCAGAUCGUGAGCACUCUGACACGAGCAAGUGUGGCCCGCAUCUUUGCACACAAGCAGAACUACGACCUCCGCCGCCUGCUGGCUGGCUCGGAGCGGACUCUGGACCGGCUUUUGGACAGUGUGGAACGGGACCCGGGUGCCCUGCUGCUAGGGGCCGUGCGCUGCGUGCCCCUUGCCCGCCCAUUACGGGAAGCCCUGGGUGCCCUGCUGAGGCGCUGCACAGCACCCGGGCUGGCACUGUCAGUGCUGGCAGUUGGGGGCCGGCUGAUAACAGCUGCCCAGGAGCGCAAUGUGCUGGCUGAGUGCCGACUGGACCCUGCAGACCUGCAGUUGCUGCUGGACUGGGUGGGUGCACCAGCCUUUGCGGCAGGUGAGGCCUGGGCACCUGUAUGCCUGCCCCGCUUUAACCCCGAUGGUUUCUUCUAUGCCUAUGUGGCCCGACUGGAUGCCAUGCCCGUCUGCCUGCUGCUGCUGGGCACCCACCGUGAAGCCUUCCAUGCCAUGGCCGCCUGCCGGCGCCUGGUGGAAGAUGGAAUGCGGGCCCUCGGUGCCCUGCGUGCCCUUGGGGAACCUGCCAGCCUCUCUAAUGCCCCAGCAGCCAAUGCCCCUGCCUACAGUGUGCAGGCUGUGGGGGCACCUGGUCUCCGGCACUUCCUUUAUAAGCCACUGGACAUCCCUGACCACCACCGCCAGCUGCCCCAGUUUACCAGCCCGGAGCUGGAGGCCCCAUACAGCAGAGAGGAGGAGCGGCAGCGGCUGUCGGACCUGUACCACCGCCUGCACGCCCGCCUGCACAGCACCUCCCGACCCCUGCGCCUCAUUUACCACGUGGCUGAGAAGGAGACGCUGCUGGCCUGGGUGACCUCCAAAUUUGAGCUCUAUACCUGCCUCAGCCCCCUGGUGACAAAGGCAGGUGCCAUCUUGGUAGUGACCAAACUUCUGCGCUGGGUGAGGAAAGAAGAGGACCGGCUCUUCAUUCGUUACCCACCUAAGUAUUCCACACCCCCAGCCACCUCUACGGACCAAGCUCCCCAUAAUGGCUUAUUCACUGGACUCUGAAUGGUGGUGCUCCCRGACUGCUGAGAGUGACCAUCUUGGGUCUCUGACCUAGAAGUGUGGGUGGAUCGGUUGUCUUUGGCUGCUCCCUGUCUCCCUGGGCAGGCAGGCAAGAUCCAAGGCCUGCCCACAAAUGGGAGACGAGUGACAGCAGCCAGAGAUACAGGCUGCUCUUCCAGCCCCUUCAUCACUUCCAGCCCYGGGAAAAGGCUCUGCCCACCCUCUGCCUCACCUCCCCCAGCCUCUGUCAGGGGCUGUCCCCUUAAACCUCUUCCUAAAUCUGUCUCCUCAUUGGACUGUCAGUUCUGAGUGUCCAGGGCAGCCAGGAUUUCUGGGGUGGCCCAAAGGAGCUCUAGAACUGGGAAUAAAGGGUCAGCCUGUACCUGGAACUGACCUGAAGGGUGUUUUAAAGAGAAAAAAAAAAAAAAAAAAACUGUACGUAAAAGGCUUAAAACCAAGCCCCUAAGGAUACUCCUUUGCCCUUCAUGUAUUUGUGUUCAUUUGUACCCUACCAGAAAGUAAGCUGCGUUGGUCUACAUUGGCUGCUUCUAAUAAUUAUGAGAAGGUAGCCUCCCUUGAAAAAGAGGACAUGUAGUGCCUGGUCUCAGACAGUGGCCAGGAUCAGGAAUUUUUUGCAUAGGAGGUGCCCUUAGUGUCUAAGGCUCGUUGUACUUCUCUAUGAAAUGGUCAUAACUUUGUCUCAUAGGCUAUUUAAUGAAGUUUUGCAACUAGAACGGGAUUCAAACUCUUAUGGCACAUACGUGUUUAUCCCAGACUUUGGCAACCUGCCACAACAAAAGCAUCCUGAAUAGAGACCUCCUUGGUGCACAAACAAACCCCGCGUUGGAAAAUGGCAGAGAAGCUGGGUUCUCUGAGCGAAGAGCCCGAAGCGCAGGAGCCCGCUGGAGGUAGCGUGAGGGUCCACGGUGGGCGCCUGCGGCCAGGGCUGCAGGGAGGGGCUCGGACCCUCGACAGUAACGACUAGGGUAGCAGUAGUUUAAAAAUGAAAUUUUAAACCUUUUAUUAUUGAAAGAAAGCCGUUGCACACCGKGGCAUUAAGUAACAUGCACAGUCUCUUCACCCAGAUUAACUCUCGUCAACUUUGUUAAACAUGUUGCUUAGGUGUUUUGUAGUAAGUAAUUCGGUGUGCAUAUCUUCAAACAAAACCGGGAAGGGRUGUUCUAGCAAAACUCACCCAGCUGUUGCCACCUCUAAGAAAAUUAGCUUAUUCUCCAGUGUCAUUAUUUCAUACCAAGCCUAGAUCGCAUUUUACAAAAAUUCUUAAAUCUCCUAAUGAGAGUGGCUUUUCCACAGCUUUUCUCAAAUUGGCUUUGAGUUAAUCAUAAUAGCUCAUCCAGAGUAGUGAUCGGGAGGUGGCRUGGCCCGGGGACUCUUGGAAAUUACAAUCUAGCCAAAAGGAAGGGGGAAAAAAACAAACAAACAAACAAAAAAACUUCCCAGGGCUUAAGUAAUGUACUAAGAUGCUGCUAGUGAUUUUGUGUUAAAGAAAUUUUCAGAAUGUACCAAAGUCAAGAAAAAGAGCAUGAUGAACGCCUUAGUACCUGUCACUCUGCUUCACGGGUCUGAGUUCCAGCUUUCCUCGAUCUCUAACUCCCCUUCCUGCACACCCUUCACCCCUCUGUAUGAAUAAGCACAUCAGGCUGCAACUUACAAGACUCACCUAUGCAGACAUCAAAAUGAUGAUGAUCUUCUUGUCUAUUAUCUGUCCUAGGAUGUGAGCCUCAUGAGAACCGAGACUGGUCCUUGCUGUUUUCUAGCACCUGAAACAAUGUUUGGCACAUAGUUGGUGCUCAGUAAUUUUUUAAUUGUGUGAAUAAUGAAAUAAUUUGAAUACAGAUUAUUGUCUUAGAUUAGUCCAGCUUUCAAAAAAAAGGAUAGAAAUAAGGCAGAUGCAAAUAGAUCCCAUUUAUUAGGCUUUUAAUAUCGAGGCCACUGAUUUUUUAAAAAAUUUUUAAUAUCAACCUUUCAAAUUCCUCAGUUAAAGUUAUGAUUAACUUCAUCAGCAAUGGARAAAAUUGAAAAUCAUCAAGUUACCAUUUCUAACCCAUCAAAUUGGCUUUAUAAAGGAAGGGAUAAUAUCUGGCAUUGAUUACUCUGUGGAGAUAACAGGCUUUCUUUUGCCUAAGAGGAGAACUGACCAGAAAGGUUUUGCUAGGGGCAGUUUGGCAGCAUGUGUGUAGUAUCAUCUCAGUCACCAUGCUAGGUUGAUGUAGGAGAGGGGACAGCUGCAUGAACCAGGAGUGGUCUUCAGAAUGUCAUUAAUGGAGGCAAAAUACAAGGAGUAAUUCAGCAAUUGCUAAAUCUCGGUAUGUUCAUGUACAUUGGGGGUGCCCGUAGGUGGGUUAUUUUUUAAGAAGCGGAAAAAAUAACUUCUAAAUGGAUAUGAUCAUUGUUCAUUGACAAUAAGCUCCAAAGGAAGUCAUCAUCACUAGUGAAGAGGGAGAUGGUCAGGUAUCGCCUUUAGUGUGUUAAACACAAGAAAUGAAGAAAACAUACAGCCCAGCUGGUAGCUCUGGACAGGGGACUAGGAUUUGGGGAUGGUUCAGAGCAGAGGCAUUUCUGUGAUCUAUUGUUUUGUUUUUCUUUUCAAAAAAUGUAGGUAUUACUGUGUGAUUCUAAAAUACAAGGGGGAAAGAGGGAAAAGUGAAUGGCAUCUGAGGCUCAUAUACUAAUACUGGAUCAAUAUUAAUAUCCAGAUUUCGAUGGUCGUACUGUGGUUACUUGGUGGAGUCCUGUGUAUAUAGGAAGCAUACACUGGAAUAUUAAAAGAGUGAUGGACCAAAUGACUGCGACUCGUGGUUCAGAAAUACUCACAAUGGGGAAUCUGAUAGAAGAGCAAAUGGGAGCACUGUGGCCUGUUGUGACAACUUUUGUUACAUGUGAAAUUUAUUUCAAAAUAAAAUGUUUCAAAGGGGAUUCAUACUUCACAGGCUGCUUCCUGCUGUCACAUGCAACUUUUAAACAUUUACAAGAUGUUAGAUUCCUUAAAAGAUGGAUAUCUCUUUSUCUUGGCCUCAUGUCUAGCACUAGAACAUUGCAGGGAAGAAAUACACAGGUGAGCUUUUGCAGAAAUAGUUGCCAGAACCAGCUAGGAAAGACAGGGGACAAUUGGGGGACAUUAUAUGUGUCUGAGCAUUAUGUGAUAUUACAUGAUGAUUUUUCACCUUUUUGGGUGUGAUUUUAGGACUAGGGUUAUUCUAGAAAAUGUCUCAAAAUUAUGCCUGGGGAUGAAUGGCAAGGCGCCUGCGGCUUGCUUGAAGAUACUUGAACACAAGGAAAGAAGCUGAAGCGAAAGUGGGUGAAUAAUCACACUUGUCAGCUCUGGGCCGUGAGCACCUUGGAGUCCACAAUGGCGUCCUUGUUCUCAUGUGCAUUUGAAAUUGCUCACAAAAUCUUAAAACAUUGACAAACACUUCUCCUUGUUACUUAAAGUAGUUUUGGUUUCCUUUCUAAAAAUUAAGAAUAUUUUAAUGAUUAAAAUGUCUCAAGAGGAGACUACCAGCUCAGUGUGAUUGUAUCUGGGCGGAGAGAUGGAGGGCCAGGGAGAGAAGGGGGAGUGCCAUUCUUAACUUCACGUAUUUCUGUGGUGCAUGAACUUUCUUAGAAUGUUACUAGCAAGAACUGAACAGUUGAACUAUCACUAAAUUGCUGGCCAUUUACUUCUGGGAAGGGGAUGACUUGGAGAAGAGGCUCUUGGUGAUAGGAGACUUUUAAUUCCAUGUUCUGCAUUUGUUCAUUAUUUAAGUAGUUUACAAAUUAAAAUGCCCAAUUAAACUAAUUUAUAAAAGAUUUCAGGCCAGACCAAAGAAUGUAAAGAAGGUGAAGGUAGAGAUGCCAUCAAACACUUCAACAAAAUAAGCUCAGGUUACAAAACUCUGAUUUACAAUAUGAUUUUUAAACCACUAGAGAAUUUCAUCCUACAAAUAGGCUGUAGUUAACUAAACCCCUAAGCAAUCUUUAGGUCACUUCUUAAUUUAGGAUUUCAAAUAUUGAAGCAAUAAACUCCUUGCCCAUCAUUCUUAACUAUUUCCUUAAGAUGUGUUCCUCAGAGUGGAAUUUCUGAUGCAGAGGAGAUGAGGAAGUCCUUGAUAUUAACGCAAGAUGUGGAAUGAAACACCAUUUCUGCCUAUCAGAUGGGCAAAAAAGGAACGGGGUUGAAAAUUAUAGUUGGCAGGUAAGAGUAGGGGGAAGGUUCCUUUGUGGGCCUCAAAAAUGUGGAGGGCAAGUUCAUAAUAUGAGCCAGUUUAAAUAUUAAGCAUAACCUUUGUUGCCACAGGUGGCCCCUGCAUCAUGUUCUUGGGGUAUCUAGUUAAAUACACACAAAUACAAACACAAAGAAGGAUGUGCAGGGAUGGUGUACUAGGUAAAAUUGAGCUCCUCCCGAGCUUUAUACCCACUAGAAUCUCAAAAUGUGGCCUUGAAUGUAGGGUCUUUGCAGGUACAACUAUUUGAGAUGAUAAGGUGUGUUAUAAUUCAAUAAGAAGAAGGAAAUAUGGGCACAAAGAUCUACACAGAGAGAAUAGUAUCUGGUGACAGACAAGGAGGGAAGGCCUGGUUUAUGGUACUUUGUUCCAGCAGCUAAGAAAAGCAAUAUGGGUGGCCAUUGUGGCACUGUGUGUAAAUAACAAAAGGAGGGAAACAGCCUAGAAGUCCAUCAGUAGGAGACUGCUCUUAAAUUAUGGUAUAUCCAGGCAGUGGAACAUUAUGUGGCCGCUAAAAAUAAUAAGAUCACCAGUAUACAUUGUCAAAUGAAAAAAUACAAAAYGUGUAUAAUCAUGUAAAACUUACUACCAUUUCCACAGAAAAUGGAGUAUAUGUUUGAUUAUGAAUUAAAUGGCUUGUAACAGUUAUGACCUCUGAGGUUGGGAGUAGGGGUUCCUAGAGUGUGAAGGAGAGAGGCAUUUCACUAGAUGCUGUUGUGGGAAAGCAUUUCUGUGUUCACUUUUUUGCUACUGUACGUGUGUAUGGGCUGCUUUUCUGCCUCAUUUUCCUUGGGGAGAAAUGGUCACUGGGUCUUGACCUUUUCUCAUUGGUUUAAAGAAUUUAAGAUGUUUUGAAAGUGCUAAUA
This is a messenger RNA of Urocitellus parryii (Arctic ground squirrel), 7028 nucleotides long. RefSeq names its product MON1 vesicular trafficking associated B (gene Mon1b). The record is from RefSeq and is a predicted model, not a curated record. Gene Ontology annotation, biological process: protein targeting to vacuole; vesicle-mediated transport. Lineage: Eukaryota; Metazoa; Chordata; Mammalia; Rodentia; Sciuridae. Gene Ontology annotation, cellular component: Mon1-Ccz1 complex.